Saccharomycopsis crataegensis is the source of this 435-nucleotide messenger RNA. It is a transcript of the gene POP5, whose product is annotated as RNA-binding protein POP5. Gene Ontology annotation, cellular component: nucleolus; multimeric ribonuclease P complex; ribonuclease MRP complex. The transcript has a single exon. Gene Ontology annotation, molecular function: ribonuclease P RNA binding; ribonuclease P activity. Gene Ontology annotation, biological process: tRNA 5'-leader removal. The record is from RefSeq and is a predicted model, not a curated record. Lineage: Eukaryota; Fungi; Ascomycota; Saccharomycetes; Ascoideales; Saccharomycopsidaceae. The coding region runs from base 1 to 435 and encodes 144 amino acids.
AUGGUCAGAGUUAAGAAUAGAUACAUUACUUUCAAAAUUUUGUAUCCUCCAUCACCCAAAGAUACCCCAUACAACGAUGAACCAAUUCCUCAACUCGAGAUCCUCAAAUCAUCAUCGCCGUCAAUCAAUCAAAAAUCCCUUGCGGCAAUUUUCCGAGAUCAUCUUCAAGUCAAUUUCGGGGAGUUUGCCCAAGGUACCAUAGCCCCAGUAUUGAGUGUACGGUAUUUUCUGAAUCGAACCUCGACGGGGAUCGUCAAAGUGGGCAGAGAUGAUGUUGAAAUGGUGUGUUUUGCGAUGAUGUGUAUCCAGAAAUUAUAUGGUCAAGAAGUAGUGGUACUGAUAGUUAGAAUCAGCGGAACAAUAAAGAAGGCCCAGGAUUUCUUAAUUGGGGAAAAUAAGGAGUUGGUGAAUGAGAUAAGAGAUAUCACUGGAUGA